This is a messenger RNA of Serpula lacrymans var. lacrymans S7.9, 1009 nucleotides long. RefSeq lists its product as uncharacterized. Bases 35 to 760 code for a protein of 241 amino acids. Lineage: Eukaryota; Fungi; Basidiomycota; Agaricomycetes; Boletales; Serpulaceae. The transcript has 8 exons. Gene Ontology annotation, molecular function: NAD(P)HX epimerase activity. Gene Ontology annotation, cellular component: mitochondrion. The record is from RefSeq and is a predicted model, not a curated record.
ACCCUUGUAACAUCUUACUCUCGCGGUCCUGACCAUGGCGCUCCGUUAUCUCACCGCCAAGGUUGCACAGCAAAUCGACGAAGAGCUCAUGAACUCUGCUGGGGCCUUCAGUCUCGACCAGCUCAUGGAGCUGGCUGGCUUAGCAUGCGCUCAGACUCUGGCCAAGGCCUACAAUAAGGAGAAAUACCCUCGUGUCCUCGUCUGCUGCGGUCCUGGUAAUCAGGGUGGGGAUGGAUUGGUCGCUGCAAGGCAUCUUGGUAUGUUUGGGUAUCAGCCUACCAUUUACAUGCCCAAGCCGGGAUCGAAAGACAUAUAUAAGCGUCUACACAAGCAAUGCUCUAACAUGAAGAUUUCUACGCUGCCUCCUGAAGUCUCCCCUGACUCUUUGCGAGAUGCUCUAUCAUCUUCUGAUGUCGUGUUGGACGCCAUUUUCGGUUUCUCUUUCAAAGGACCUGUCCGCGCACCCUUCGACUCUGCCCUCCAGUUAAUCUCUUCCUCACGAGUUCCGAUUGUCUCCGUCGAUAUUCCAAGUGGAUGGGACGUCGAGAAAGGAAAUGCAGAGGGCGUGGGUUUAAACCCAGAUGUCUUGAUCAGUCUGACAGCCCCUAAGGAGGGCGUCAGGUCGUUUGGGGGAAGACACUUCCUUGGUGGGAGAUUCGUGCCAAUAUCAAUGGCGGAAAAGUUUGAACUCAAUUUGCCCAACUAUCCUGGGUUCGAUCAAAUUGUCGAGUUGCCCAGGGCAGACUCUCAGAAAUUGUAAGAUAAACAGGAAGUUUGUACCACUAGAAAGUAAAUGCAAGGAACCAUACUUCAGUGUUAUUCGGAGUUAUGUCAUUGGGUGUCGCCGGUGACAAGAAAGUCCCUGUUUUUCUAGGUUUCAACAGCAGUUGAGAGUUGAGAGUUGAGAGUUGAGCUUCAUUAGAACCAUACCAAGAAAUGCUAUGUUAUCUGCUUUCCCACUUUCUCUGACUGCUUCACUUGUAUUUUUGUAGACAAUCCGAUCAUUCCU